CUCUUUGUCACAUACUCUCGCGCGAUAGGACGUUGCUCUAAGCUCUGGGUUGUAUUUUGGAAAGGGUUAGCUGCUGUCACUCCAAUCCUUUGAAUACUGUCCCACAGCGAACGACUGAAAGGUGUAAAUCGACGGGAUCACACCGACUGAUGUGUGUUUUGUGUUUUUAAAGUAUUUGAACCGAGACUACCUCGACUUGUUGCUGCUUAAUGGGGACUUAUUAGCCUGGAGCUAAUGUUAGCUACCAAACAUCAACAGGAAGUAACGGACGGACAGUAUUUGGAGGUCUUUCACUUUAAGUUCAGCAGGUACAGAACAGGUUGUUUUUCUCUUAAUAUUUUUUAAUCUGGGUGAUCUAACUGUGCGUAUGUGUUAAUACUUGAACUACUAUUAGAAUUAAUACUUUAGAUCGUAAACUUUGCAGCUAUAGAGUGGACUGUUGGAGGAAAGGUUCAAGAAACGAUGUCCUGAUCAAAGAUCACUACACCGGGGCUUCUCAGAUCUGGUCUUGAAUAUCAAAGAAAGGCUACAGACUUUUCAGAACACCAUCUAAUCAUUCUGUUUCUAAGUUUAAACAGGCUUUGACCAGGUUCUGAUCCAGAACUACAACACAUAGAUCUGACAAAUGUGGUCUGAAUUCUUCUAGAGAAGCUACAGACUCUUUGAAACACAGCUUUAGAAAUUUAAACUUUUAUUCAAUGUCUUAGAAUGCAAGAAAAGGUGAUUUUAUGCUCCUUUUUUAGCCCAAAAGUGACAUUUUGGGUGUUCUUUACUUUUGUUUGCCUCUCAGUGAACCAGUCAGUUUAAAGGCUAGCUGUAUGAAAUUUUGGCAUUAUUAUUAUUUUUUUUUUUCUUCGCAAUUCCAAAAGCCUAACUGAUCUGUCAUGGUGAAGAAAGAACUGAGCAAGACUCUCGAUUCACCGGUUGAACUACGUGCCGAUCCUCACCUAUGGCCAUGAACUUUGGGUAAUGACUGAAAGAACAAGAUCGUGGAUACAAGCGGCCGAAAUGGGUUUCCUUUGCAGGGUGGCCGGGCUCAGCCUUAGAGAUAAGGUAGGGAGUUCGGACACUCAGGAGGUGCUCAGAGUAGAACCGAGUAGAUACCUUCUAGACGCCUCCCGUUAGAGGUGUUCGGGACAUGUCCCACUGUGAGGAGACUUAGUGGCCGGCCCAGGACCAGGUAGAGGGAAUAUAUCUCUCGCCUGGCCUGGGAGCGCCUGGGAAUCCCCAGCUGGUGGAAGUGGCUGGGGAGAGUGCUGUCUGGGCUUCCCUCCUGAAGCUGCUGCCCCCACGAUCCGGAUAAGCGGAAGAAAACAAUGACGAAUUCCAAAAGCCUCGGAAGUGUUUAGAAUAGGAGAUUGGCAUCACACCAACACUUGUUAACCUUGUGACCAAAUUUGCCCCAUUGACUCCCAUUAUAACAACAUAUUUGUCAUAUGCUAUAAUCCUAACAUAUUAUAAGCCUUUUUCUAUUUAUACCUAAUAUAUCUAAGCUUUUACCUUCAAAAUUUAGGGAAAAUAUGUUUUAGGUGUAAUGACUCCCUUUAACAACCAGAGGCCAUUACAUAAAGUUUUGGGGAAAUUUCAGUGAAGGUCUGGGUUUCUUAACUUGCAAAAUGCAUAGAAAUAACAAAGCUAAACACGAUAACAUGGUCUUGGUAUAUUUGCACUGAUAUAAAAUAGUGGUGUGAAUAUGAAUGAGGAAAAAAAAACAUCAACAGAGUCCUUUUGACUUGGGAUUCUUUGAUUCUCAAAGAAGUUAAAAGAGAUAAGUCUGGACCUUAGCUGUCUGAGUGUUGUGGAUCUUGAUCAGGACUCGCUCAUAUCUGGUUUGGACAUAUUUUGAGUAUCUGCCUGUUUUAAAUAGCUCUAUGAUAACUCCUGUGUUUGUCUUAGUUUUGGUUAUUGCCUUGAAAAACUAUUCCAAACAAUUUUAUGAGUUAUGAUUUUAUUUUUACCCUAACCCUGAGUCUAUUAGGUUGGAUACUGUAACAAAAAUAUAAAUACAAACAGAAGGUGAUGUGCAUUAACCACAGCCUCCUUACCUUAUUGGAAACUGGGUUGUACUUAAUCCAAAGAUAAAUACAGGGGAGGCUCCAGCUUCUUUAUGUGGUGUUAGGGUUGAGGUCAAUUAGUGGCUUAAUAAGUAUUCUAGCAGGUGGCAACACACUUUAGAGUAAUCCACUUCAUGGACACAUCAUUUAACUAUAGGUAACCCUAUCCACUUCUUCCAGGCAUGAAUUGUUCUUUGGAGAAGGUCCUGGCAGAUGCCAAAUCAUUGGUGGAAAGGCUUCGUAACCAUGACAACGCUGCUGAAAUGCUGAUUGAACAGACAACAUCGCUAAACAAGCGAGUUGAGGCCAUGAAGCAGGUAUGGUGUUACAUGAAAACCCUCCUCCUCAUUGAAAACUAUCUAAACCAUAAAGAACAUUUGCAUUUACAUUCACAUGUACGUCAAUGUUUAUCAGUGACCCAGAACCUUUCUACUGUAUAAGACUUGAAACCUGUCAGAUGGUUCACAGCAGCUUUUGAUCUAUCUUACAGUACCAGGAAGAGAUUGACUCACUGAACCAGGUCGCACGACACCGACCUCGUUCUAGUCUGGUUCUGGGAAUCCAACAGGAAAACCGUCAGAUCAGAGAGCUCCAGCAGGAAAACAAAGGUAGUCAGAUAAUGUGGUUGUUUUCUGCAGGUUGUCUCAUUGUCUUGAGUUGAAUUAUCUAUGUAUCCAUCACAACUCAGGGUGUCAAAACCUUUUCUUCCAGUGCAUUUUGGUAACGGUAUCAUUAAGCAAAUACAUGGAUAUCCUCUUUGGUCAAGCAUACAUUGAAGUUGGGCUGAUUUUCAGCAUGAUUGCACAUUGUUUGUUGUGUAGUGUAAUGGGGAAGCAUGUUAGCCACUCAAGGCCCGAUCAGAUGCUCCUGUCCAGUUGGAUGAAUUUCUGGCAUGUCAGAAAUUUGGUUGGCUGCUAAGAGCCGCAGGGCUUGUUCCUGAUUGUGCCUGCGUAAAUUAGCAGGCAGGGUCUGAAAGUACCAACACGACACGCUGGUGACAUCUGACAUAUACCUGGAUAUUUAACAAUCACCCACAACUUUAGGACUUCUAAUGUAGUUCAAUACAACAGCUCGACCACAAGACUACAUUUUCAGCUUUUUCAUAUGACAGAAAGGUGACAAAAGUACUUUACAACUUUUCAACUGCUUUGAGGGGAGGAACUGUCAAAACUGCAUUUUCAUCAUCACCUCAACAUUCGUCUGAUCUGACUGCACAUGCCCAGCCUUUGGCAUUUUCUGUGGAGUGUUUUUCCCUGCACAAACAGAACCCAUGUUUGCUUUUCCUGCAGAGUUACGAACAUCGCUGGAGGAACACCAGUCUGCCUUAGAGCUCAUCAUGACCAAAUAUAGAGAGCAGGUGUUCAGGCUCCUCAUGGCCAGUAAGAGGGAUGACCCUGCUAUUGUGACUAAGCUAAAGGAGCAGCACACCACGGUCAGUGAGGCCCAUUUAUUGAAGUGCUUACAUGCCAAACUGUUUCACAACUAAUUUUACAAAUCUGUUGUUUUCUUGUGUGUUAACAUGUUUUUAGGAAAUGCAAGCACAUAUAGACAAAAUCAACGAGAUGGCCUCCGUUAUGAGGAAGGCGAUAGAAGUGGAUGAAGGGCGGACGUGUGAAGACGAGGAGAGGAUUAAACAACUAGAGGUGAAAGGAAAUAUCCUACUCUGUUCCACAUGCAAAACAAGGUUUUAAAAAUAGACUCACUGGACCGACGUCGAUGUUAUUGACGCUGUGACGUCAGAUGGUUGCUGUGCUCUGGCUGCAUCUUUCAAUAACAGGAGGGCAGAGUGAGUCAAAAGGAUGAUAACGAAGAAUUUACUCCCAAUGUGGAUCAAAAAGAGAACAUCUGCAGUGAUCGCUCUUAAAAGCUUUAUAUGAAAUAAACACUGAUCCCUUAACUUAUUUUUCACUGCGUACAUGUAAAACAUAACUAUGUUAAACCAGUGAGGUCAGCAGGUCUCAUUGUGCAGGGUUCAUUUAAUGAGUUUAUAGGCAAAACAAUUUAUAAAUGGGCGGACGUGUUAAAUUCUAGCUCCCGGCAUGAUCGAUAAAUGCUCAAUUCCAUUCAUGCACAUACAAAAGAGAGGUUUUCUUCUUGGGAGGCAUUUUCCAUAUAUUGUGUUGCGAUUUGUGCCGCGUAUGCUCCAAAAUAAUCCUCCUCCUGUUCUAAGCUCUUUUCUACGUCUUGCUUGUAAGCAGAUUUUAUGAUAUUUUCUUGUAAACUAUCUAUGAUCUCAAAAAAGAUUAAAUUAUCACAAGUUAACGCCUGCAAGUUGUAGAAAGUCAGUCUGAAGUUUGAGCUUAAGCGGUUUACAAGGCAACAGACAGCAAAACUUGUGAUUUUUGUACUCAGUUGUGAAACUUAUUUUUAAUGCAAAUACUGUCACAUCUAUAACUUGUGAUAAACAAAGACCCCGCUCAGAUGAUUGCUCACAAAGCUUGUGACCGCAGAUAUUUAGUAGAUUUGGUGUUAUUUCAUCUGAAUACUGAGCUUUAUGUUUCUCUUUCUGUGUUUUAGCUGGAGAAUAAUGGACUACGAGAGCUGCUAGGAAUCAGUCGAGAAGCUUUCCUGGUUCUGAAGAGAGACGACAUAUCGGAAAACACAUCCCUGUCCCCGCUGCUGACGAGCACAGACGUCAGCAUACGAAAGAGUUAGAGAGCCCAUGUCCUCCCCUCCCGAUGCUGCCACUACUGUGUACAGUGUGUACAGUCUGUUGCCACAUCCCACUUCAUCUUCAACCUCUCCCCCUCCUGCAGCAUUUGUGGCAUGAUGCUCCAGAGCUGUCUCUCUCCCCGUGUCUGCUGAUUCAGACACAGUUUUCAUGUCGGUACUUCUUUUGUGUUUGCUAGCAUGCAUGAGUUUGUGGUGCCUGCAAGAUUUUAAAGUGUGAAUGAGUGAAAGAAGGGCUUGUGUUAAAAUAAAUCUGUAAACAGGAACCUG
This is a messenger RNA of Xyrichtys novacula (pearly razorfish), 4994 nucleotides long. Lineage: Eukaryota; Metazoa; Chordata; Actinopteri; Labriformes; Labridae. The record is from the annotation of a GenBank genome assembly.